AAAAAUAAUAGGUUAAUCUUGAAGCGAAAAGUUGGCGAGAGAGAGAAGGAAGAAAGAGUGUUGAUAAAUAAAUUUGGCGAUUACUCUCUUAAUUUGGACACUAACACAAGUCACACCUCUUAACUUUUUUUUUUUUGAAGCAACACUCACACACACACCUCUUAACUAACACGCCGCUAUUUACUACUACUUUUUCUAUUAUUUUCUUUUCACUUCUCCAUAUCUUCAAAUGGAGUCGGUGUUUGUGUUACUCAACCGUUUAUUAUACUUUAUCAUCUCACUUCACUAACAAUACUAAUAAAGAAUGGCGGUGGAGUACACAUGCUGCGAAUCGGAGUUUUUCGUCCACAUAUUGAUAAUCAUUCUGUUAGUGGUGUUCGCCGGACUCAUGUCAGGUCUCACUUUAGGUCUCAUGUCUCUCAGUCUCGUUGAUCUUGAAGUUCUUGCUAAGUCCGGUACUCCGAACGAUCGUAAACACGCCGAGAAGAUAUUGCCUGUUGUGAGAAAUCAGCAUUUAUUGCUUUGUACCUUGCUAAUUUGUAAUGCCGCCGCUAUGGAGGCACUUCCUAUUUUUCUUGAUAGUCUUGUUACUGCUUGGGGUGCUAUCCUGAUUUCGGUCACAUUGAUUCUUCUCUUCGGUGAGAUUAUACCCCAAUCAGUUUGUUCUAGAUAUGGUUUGGCUAUCGGUGCAUCAGUGACUCCUUUUGUCCGUGUGCUGGUAUGGAUAUGUUACCCAGUUGCUUUUCCAAUUAGCAAGUUGUUGGACUAUUUGCUGGGCCAUCGACACGAAGCCCUUUUCCGCAGAGCUGAGUUGAAAACACUCGUAGAUUUGCAUGGCAAUGAGGCUGGAAAGGGGGGAGAACUGACACAUGAUGAAACAACAAUAAUUGCUGGGGCACUUGAACUUAGUGAGAAGACAGCCGGUGAUGCCAUGACUCCUAUAUCUGAAACAUUUGCCAUUGAUAUUAAUUCAAAGCUUGAUAGGGGAUUGAUGAGUGAAAUAUUGGAGAAAGGGCAUAGCAGAGUCCCAGUCUAUUACGAGCAGCCCACAAAUAUUAUUGGACUUAUACUGAUCAAGAAUUUAUUGACAAUUCAUCCAGAAGAUGCAGCACCUGUAAAGAGUGUAACCAUACGCAGGAUACCAAGGGUUCAAGAAAGCAUGCCACUUUAUGACAUUUUGAAUGAGUUUCAGAAGGGACAUAGUCACAUGGCUGUUGUUGUAAGACAAUGUGACAAGACCAAGCAACCGUCUUCCAAAAAUUAUGCAAAUGAUUCAGUGAGAGAAGUGAAGGUGGAUAUUGAUGGCCAGAAGCCUCUCCAAGAGAAAGUCUUGAAACCCAAGAUACCAAUCCAAAAGUGGAAAAGCUUUCCAAAUACAAACAAGUCAAAUAGAGGCAGUUCUCGGAGCAGAAAAUGGACAAAAAAUAUGUACUCAGAUAUUUUAGAGAUAGAUGGUAGUCCCCUUCCAAAUAUCCCUAAAGAAGAAGAAGCUGUUGGAAUUAUUACAAUGGAAGAUGUCAUCGAAGAGCUUUUGCAGGAGGAGAUAUUUGAUGAAACAGAUCAUCAUUUUGAAGACUCAUGACAGCGGCUUUUUCAUUAAACGUACUGUUUUCAUAUUCUUCUUGUUUGGACCUUAUAGAUAAUUAAUUAGAUAAUGUGGCUAGGGUGAAAACUGCUGUUUAGAGAUCUUAGAUGUGAUUGGAACAUAUCAGUAAUGAAAAUGUAGAGACGAGAAAAGCUGUUAAUACUUGUACGCCAAAACUUACUUUUUGAGAUGCAUAUCAAUGUAUCUUUAAGGCAAUGAGGCAUGCCAGCAAAUGGUGUAUUUUUUUAGACUAGUUGAUAACUA
Molecule: messenger RNA, 1849 nt
Organism: Trifolium pratense (red clover)
Lineage: Eukaryota; Viridiplantae; Streptophyta; Magnoliopsida; Fabales; Fabaceae
Product: DUF21 domain-containing protein At2g14520-like
Exons: 11
Coding region: 305-1582 (425 amino acids)
Biological process (GO): magnesium ion homeostasis
Cellular component (GO): intracellular membrane-bounded organelle
Source: RefSeq, a predicted model, not a curated record